Molecule: messenger RNA, 987 nt
Organism: Phaeoacremonium minimum UCRPA7
Lineage: Eukaryota; Fungi; Ascomycota; Sordariomycetes; Togniniales; Togniniaceae
Exons: 1
Coding region: 1-987 (328 amino acids)
Source: RefSeq, a predicted model, not a curated record
AUGAUCCAGCCCAACUCCGCGCUCGCGGUAACAGGUUGGCGAUUCGGCACGGACUUUGCCAUUCGCCUCUUCUACCAGGGACCCGAUGAUCUCAUACGCUACUCGGCGUACGACACGGUGUUUGCCAACUGGAGCGCUCCCCGUGUGCUCAGCGUCAAAGCUUCAAGCAACACCUCUCUCUCAACAUCCAUCAUUUGGUGGGAGCCAGAUGUCGUUGAUCUCAAUCCCUACCCCCAGAUGCAGCUCUUCUUCCGCGGCACCUCUGGCAAGAUCGAAGGGCAAAACUGGCGUGACGGCGGACCGGCAACUGGGUUCAGCGACAGUAUCGUCAAUGCAAGCUUUACCCCAGCUGCUGACUCGAGGCUCGCAACAUAUUGGCCCUCAACCCUCUACCAAGACGACGACGGGUCGGUGCAGGAGAUAUUCUUCAACCUCACCAAUGGUGGAUAUCAGACGGCAACCUCACUCUCUGUAUCGGGAACCGCGGCUGGCCCAUUGAUCGCUUUACCCCUCACGCCUUCGCACAACGGCAGGGAGCUUCGUGUUCUCUAUCGCCGCACGGAUGGCAAGAUGUACGAGUUCAAUCGCAACUCUGGCGGGACUACGGCAUCCAGCAGCGGCGCGAUGCCCUUCUCCGUGCCUGAUGAGGCUGGCGUCGGGGCGUUCGCCACCGCAAACAGCGAUGACACUCUCACGACGUAUCUGCUAUGGCAGGACACUUCAAACAACGGGACCGUGCAGAUCGUGUGGCAGGAUGGCAGCUCAGAUGGGUGGAAGGGCCCGGUGACGGAUUCUGUAUUCGAUGGCGCCGACAAUCCGACACAAUUGGCCUGUGUGACGGCGGGUAGCUCAGGCGGAGCCGCAGUUGUGCCGCUGCAGGCGAAGGAUGACAUGAACAGGUGUUACUUUCAGGUAGGAGGGGCGUUGAAGGAGGUGUGGUACAACGGCAGUAAAUGGGUUGAUAUGGGUUUUGUAAAGAUGCCGUGA